AUACGCAAAAGUUGCAUAGGUGUAACUUUUAUGCCUCACGUGAAAUUAUAUUCAGAAUUUCAGUGCAUAUUUAGUGGAAACAUUGGACAAAUUGGACAAUCUUUGUAUCCCAGUUGUUCAUCAACUCUCUCAUUCUUUGUGAAUUUUCUAGUGUGUUGCUAAUGGCUGAAGGGCGUGUUGCUUAUCUUGGACCUUUGGGUAGAGCGAUUUCAUAUUUUGCCGAUCUUGGUUACAUGUGUCCAUCAAACUUCAACCCUGCUGACUUCUUUGUUCAGUUACUUGCGAUUGUCCCAGGUGAAGAAGAAAAGUGUCGGGAGAGAACUCAGCAAAUAUGUGAUUUCCAUGCUGAUCAAGAAAAACUUGAGAAAGAAAAUGCAAGCAGCAGAAGCAAUUCAUUUUCUGAAGAAGAAGUUGUAUCCCAUCAACCGUACAAGGCAUCCUGGUGCACACAGUUCAGGGCUGUGUUAUGGAGAAGCUGGAUAGCCACACAAAGGGACAAGAUCAUGUCUAGAAUUAGGCUGAUACAGAGUAUUAUAACAGGACUUAUUGCCGGCUUGAUUUACCUUCAAACACCAAUUGACACGAGCGGCGUACAGAACCUCUCAGGUGCCAUUUUCUUUCUCGUCACCUCAGUGUCAUUUUCAGGUCUUCAAGGAGUCAUAUUCGUUUUUCCUGCAGAACUACCGGUAUUUCUACGAGACCACAAGAAUGGCAUGUAUAGGACAGAUGUGUACUUCUUAUCAAAGACUCUUGCUGAGCUUCCUAUUUUCAUCUUGUCACCACUUCUACUGACGUCUGUAUCUUAUUGGAUGAUUGGUCUUCGGCCAGAACUUCUUCCUUUCAUCUACGCUUUUGCCAUUCUGGCUGCAUUAACUAACGUAGCUAUUUCAUAUGGAUAUGUCAUAUCUAGUUUGUCACCCUCCGUUGAAGGAGCGUCGGCCCUGGGCCCUCCAUUGAUGUUGCCUUUGAUGUUAUUUGGUGGAUUUUUCCUUAAAGACUCUACUGUUCCUGUUUAUUUCAUUUGGAUAAAGUACAUAUCCUGGUUUAGAUAUGGGUUUGAGCUGCUCAUCGUAAACCAGUGGGAUAGUUAUGGAAAAAUAGAUAAUUGUUCAAGCAGGAAUCAAACAUCGUCAUUGUGCAUACCCAAUGGUGAUGCAGCCAUUGAUUUUCUUGGUCUUAAGAAGGAUACCUUUAUGAUUGACAUCUAUGCCCUCCUGGCUCUCUUUGUUGGCUUCCGCAUUAUGGCUUUCCUUUUGCUUCUUCGAAGAUCAAGUAAAACACAGUGAACACAUGCACAGUGCAUGAUAACCGCCGACAUAUAGUUAUGUACAUUAGAAUCUUUAUAUGUUGCUCUUUUUACAUACCCAUGAUUAGGAGUUUUAAUGAUUUAUACAUCUAACCAAUACCCUGGUCUUCAGAGGUUCUAUUUCCCUUGAUUGUGAUUGUAACGAGCGAGCCCCAGUGCAAGGGAACAAAAGGAAGGGUUAUUUCUCCUCUUCCCUUCAAAACAGCAAUGCCAGAGAGAAUAAAGUAUAUUUAACAAAAUAAUAAUAAUAAUAAAAUACAUUACAGAUUACGAUUCAUUAAUGUGUUGACUUUAUUAGCACAUUCUCAACAGAAAAGACAAAAGUAAUUUAUAAUUUCAUUCUACUGCAUAUAUUUUAUCCACAUUUUUCGAAUAUUUUUUUAAUCAAACAUUUAUAACAUAGCCACGAUGUAGCACACACUCUGAUUGGUUAAAUAGAGUUCACGAGCUUGCAUCCAAAAAUGGAUGGUGCAUGCUGGUGUGAUUGAGUAGCACAUGCCAUGUUAUGAAGAUUAUGUUAAAACAAAAAUGAAUUUUUUUAAACAACAAAUAAUAUUUUUUUGCAGUCUUUAGAACAAUGAUCAAAGCUUAGUUGUGCAUAUAUCCAGUUCUGGAUGAGCUGGGGAGGUUGCUUUUAAGUUUCUUUUAGGAAGCUAGAGUUAUAUAUACCCCCUGCAUGCAUUCAGAACUGAAUAUACGAACAACACCAAGCAUUGACCAUUCCUUUGAAUAAUGAAACUUUAUCACACCUUUAAUCGGCUUUUAGAGCUGGCUGAGUUAUAUGAUGAUAACAGCUUAAAGAGUUUAAAUUCAAAGGAUAUUUGAAAAAAGAAAAUCUUGUUAAAAAGAAGAUCUUAUACCAUGAGACCAAUUUGUUUGUGAAAUUGAUUUUUUUAUGAUACAGAUCUAUAAAUAAUUUCUACAGUGUGACUACACCAAUCAAGGAUACACAAACAAAUUUUCAUACAAAUUAGCCAAUCACGAUCUAAUAUUUAAACAAUAGUCAGAAUGACUACACAAAUUUUCAGAUUUUUUUGCAAUCAUAAUAUUUUACUUUAUGUUUGUGUCGCCAUUAUCCUGUUGUUCAGCGUCACAAUGCGAUUCAGCAAAUUUGAUUUUUUUUUUUUUUUUGAAAACUUGUUUGGGUGGCCUUGGCUGAUGUAGUAGUACUGUAAUAGCAUAAUUAUUCAAAGAUUAAAUGUACGAUGAUUGUGUAUAUCUUUAAAUAAAAACUGAGCAACAGUU
This is a messenger RNA of Actinia tenebrosa (Australian red waratah sea anemone), 2551 nucleotides long. RefSeq names its product protein white. NCBI's taxonomy places the organism in Eukaryota, Metazoa, Cnidaria, Anthozoa, Actiniaria, Actiniidae. The record is from RefSeq and is a predicted model, not a curated record. Gene Ontology annotation, molecular function: ATP binding; ABC-type transporter activity; ATP hydrolysis activity. Gene Ontology annotation, biological process: transmembrane transport. Gene Ontology annotation, cellular component: plasma membrane.